Molecule: messenger RNA, 7056 nt
Organism: Dromaius novaehollandiae (emu)
Lineage: Eukaryota; Metazoa; Chordata; Aves; Casuariiformes; Dromaiidae
Gene: APBB2
Product: amyloid beta precursor protein binding family B member 2
Exons: 19
Coding region: 590-2854 (754 amino acids)
Biological process (GO): regulation of DNA-templated transcription
Cellular component (GO): nucleus; cytoplasm
Molecular function (GO): transcription factor binding; amyloid-beta binding
Source: RefSeq, a predicted model, not a curated record
CGGCGGGCGGGGCGGGGCGGGGCGGCGGCGGCCGGAACCGUUUCCUGGGUAAGCGCAGCAGGCCGGGAAGGCGCUUCCGGCCGGCCGCGUCCCGCAGCGCGCUCCCGGCGGCUCCCGGCGGGCAGAGGGUGCUUCAGCCAGCGAGGGACGUGAAGCCCUGCAUCUCCUUCGCAACUCAAGAGGCUGUGCUGUUCUGGGAGCGUCUCCUGGUACUCUGCGCUGAAUUGGGGCUUUCUGAGCUGAAAUGAGACUUUCUUGAAAAUGAUGCUGUCUGCAGUGAAAUGUUGAAGGCAGCAUGGUGCAGUUUGCAGUAGAAGCCAGCCUUGACUUCUUCGGUUUGAGCUGAGAGUGCCGUGGGUGCUGGUGCUGAGGACCUGGUGCUUUUCAUAUGAGCUUUUUGCCGCUGAACAGGGAGAGUAAGUGAUCUGUUAAGCGUUUCGAUCUUGUACUUUGAAAGCAAUUGACAACGUGCGGUGAUGUGCUGACUGGCGCUAUGGGCAGGCGGUACCCAGGGGCUCACUAUCGGCCAAGCAGCUCAUAUUUCAAAUUAUAAUCUAUUUCCUGGUGCAUUGCUGAAGCCCCGUGAGCCAUGUCAGAAGUACUUCCAGUUGAUUCCGGUGUGGACGCAUUGGCAGUGUUUAUGGCAAGCAGCAGCACGACAGACGUUGUGAAUCGCAAUAGCCCUGCCACCCCACCGAACACCCUUAACCUGCGCUCCUCUCAUAAUGAACUGUUGAAUGCAGAAAUCAAACAUACGGAGACCAAGAACAGCACUCCUCCAAAAUGCAGGAAAAAAUAUGCACUAACUAACAUUCAGACAGCCAUGGGUCUUUCUGAUCCAGCUGCACAGCCCCUUCUGGGGAACAGCUCUGCCAAUAUGAAGCUGGUGAAGAAUGGAGAAAACCAGCUCAGAAAAGCCGCAGAGCAGGGACAGCAGGAUCCCAACAAAAACCUCAGUUCCACUGCAGGCAUAAACAUAACUUCUGAGAAGUUUGAAGGUAAAGAGCCAAUCCCACAGGAUUUCUCGGGCUGUGAAAUAUUACCCUCACAGCCAAGGAGAACCAAGAGCUUCCUAAAUUACUAUGCAGAUCUGGAAACGUCCACUAGAGAACUAGAACAGAGUUUUGUUGCGAUGGAAGAUAAUUGCGCACAAAGCAACAGCCAGGCUUCUACCGUUAUUGUCAAUGGAGAAGUCCUGCCCCGGAAACAAAACAAGCUGUCGAGCCCAGAGGAUGGCCAAGUUGCCAUGGUGUCAUCAAGUCCGGAGACUAAGAAAGACCACCCUAAAACUGGGGCCAAAACAGACUGUGCACUACACAGGAUUCAAAACCUCGCUCCGAGCGAUGAGGACUCCAGCUGGACAACGCUGUCACAGGACAGCGCUUCCCCGAGUUCGCCCGAUGAAACAGCAGAUAUAUGGAGUGAUCAUUCAUUUCAGACAGACCCAGACUUACCACCUGGCUGGAAAAAAAUCAAUGACAUUGCUGGGAUCUACUACUGGCACAUACCAACAGGAACAACUCAAUGGCAACGUCCUGUGUCCGUACCAACAGACCUCCAGGGCUCACGGAAAGGAUCACUUGGCUCCAUUACUCCGUCUCCCACUCCGGAAACUGAGAAACAGCCAUGGAGUGAUUUUGCUGUACUGAAUGGGGGAAAGAUUAAUAGUGACAUUUGGAAGGAUCUGCAUGCAGCCACUGUGAACCCGGACCCAAGUCUAAAAGAAUUUGAAGGAGCGACAUUGCGCUAUGCCUCUUUGAAGCUCAGAAAUGCUCCACAGUCUGAUGAUGAUGAUUCCUGUAGCAUCAACAGUGAUCCAGAAGCCAAGUGCUUUGCUGUGCGCUCUCUGGGCUGGGUAGAAAUGGCAGAAGAAGAUCUUGCUCCUGGAAAAAGCAGUGUUGCUGUGAACAAUUGCAUCAGACAACUCUCAUAUUGUAAAAACGACAUCAGAGACACUGUUGGCAUUUGGGGAGAGGGCAAAGACAUGUACCUUAUCCUGGAAAAUGACAUGCUGAACCUGAUCGACCCCAUGGAUCGCACUGUUCUGCAUUCGCAGCCCAUCGUCAGCAUCAGAGUCUGGGGAGUGGGUCGUGACAACGGCCGAGACUUUGCUUAUGUGGCAAGAGACAAAGAUACAAGAAUUCUGAAAUGUCAUGUGUUUCGAUGUGACACACCAGCAAAAGCCAUCGCCACAAGUUUACACGAAAUCUGCUCAAAGAUUAUGGCUGAACGGAAGAAUGCUAAAGCUAUGGCUUGCAGCUCAUUACAAGACAGGGCAAAUGUCACCCUCGAUGUUCCCCUGCAAGUAGAUUUCCCAACACCAAAGACAGAACUUGUACAGAAGUUCCACGUGCAGUACCUGGGCAUGCUUCCUGUGGCUAAGCCCGUCGGAAUGGAUACUCUGAACAGUGCUAUUGAAAGUCUAAUGGCUUCCUCUAGCAAAGAAGACUGGAUGCCAGUGACCAUGAAUGUUGCUGAUGCUACUGUCACAGUCAUCAAUGAAAGAAAUGAAGAGGAGAUCAUGGUGGAAUGUCGUGUCCGGUUCCUGUCCUUUAUGGGAGUAGGCAAGGAUGUCCACACAUUUGCCUUCAUUAUGGAUACCGGAAACCAGCAUUUUGAGUGCCACGUUUUUUGGUGUGAGCCAAAUGCAGGCAACGUAUCAGAAGCUGUUCAGGCUGCUUGUAUGUUACGGUAUCAGAAGUGCUUAGUAGCCAGACCUCCUUCACAGAAAGUUCGACCACCCCCACCUCCUGCAGAUUCGGUCACUAGAAGAGUUACAACUAAUGUAAAAAGAGGAGUGUUGUCCCUCAUUGACACUUUGAAACAGAAACGCCCUGUAUCUGAGAUGCCAUAGCUGCGUAAGAGAGAAGAUUCUCAUAACGUUUAACUGAAGAUAACAGUAGCUACACUAAGGAAAAUGAACUGAUGAUGUUCGGCCUUCCAUUUUAAAUUGCUGAUGCUUUGUCUUCAGAGAAUUUAUCUAUAUCAAAACAAUGUCAGACAAGCAUGUUCUCUCAUUCUUGCCACCGUCGUGUGAUAUGAAAAGAAGCAUGAAUAAUUUUUUUGCUGUCAGUGAGUUACAUCAUGAGCAAUGGAAGGUCUGUUUCUGAUUGUAAAUACAUGAACAUUACCUAAAUUCACACACAAAAAGAAUAUGGCCACAUCCCUCCUAGUGAACUCAUGCUAAAGUCCUUGGAGUAAGCGAUGCCUCAGUUGAUAGUUUUUACUGUCUUGAGCUGGAUUUGUCGCAAAUCAAUCUUAAAUCCUACAGCACUUUGCUCUGUUUUCAACACUGGAGUAGGUACCAAGUAUUAGCUACAAUUGAAUUUUUGUAGAUUUAAUACCGAUUUUUUUUUUUUUUUUUGCAAAACUACAUCUGUUAAAUUGUUUGUCAACAUUCGUCUAGCAAUCACUUUAACAGCUCUCCCUGACGUGCUUUUGAACCAUGGUGUCAUUUCAUCUCCUGUUAUUACAUUAUUAGAGACAAAUCGUGUUUAAUACCUAACCAAUGCUGAAGAAUCCAGAAGAGUUUUGAGUAACUGAAUUUGGGGGAUCGGCUGAAGCCUUUCAUCUUUAACCAGACAAAUGUACGUGUUGAGUGUUAUUCUCCCAAGUCUUUAUUAAGGCAUCAAAAAUACAGUUUGUUUCCUGUAAGGCUCAUACCAGUCAGAAGAAAAACUAGUCAGUAAUUUUACUGUGUCAAAACUCCUAGAGACUAGAAUUUCCCCUUCCCCUCGGAGUUUGCUGCUGAAAACUUAACAUGCCACAAAAAGAACAAUCAUGUCUAGUUAUUUACAAAAUUCCAUCAAAUUUCUUUCAAUACUCAAAAAUGACAAAAAGUGACAAAAUAAUGAAAGAGUUUUCUAACAGGAUACAGUGCUUCAGGUGUUGCAACCUGAUUGCUUGCUCCAAAAGCUUCAUGUAGUCGCACUGAUCCACACUACUGCAGAUCCUGACAAAGUCAGCACAGUAUUGCCCCCUAAAAUUGUACCUCACACUAAUUUUCAAAUGCAGUUACACAUCUUUAGUUUCUCCCCUUGCCGUCUUCUGUUUAGACCUGCAGUUUCAUACAAAUUGUGAAAAGGGAACAUUAAAAAUGUUUCUAACCAGUGUUAAAAAUGCAGUGCCUCCAUUUAUAGAUACUUUCCAAAGUAUAACCGUCUCCCAAGUCUCCAAACUUGGUAAUACUGUAAUUUUAAAAGAACAUUCUCAAGGCUGCUAUGGCAAGAACUCUUUUCUACCUUAAUAUGCAAAGGAUUGUUAGACUAUUUUCUCUUUUCCUUAUUUAAAAAAAAAAAUCAAUAGCAACCCCUGGGCAAGGCAAGUUAUGAAUACAAGGGGAAAGGAAUGGUAAUUCAAUAAAUUUUUGCAUUGAAAAUGUAGGAAAAUUUAUUAAAAAAACCUCAGCUUGAUGUAUGAGCAAGUGGCAGGUAGGCUAGCUAUGCAACUAGUGUAAUUAAAACUGCCUCUCUGUAAUACCCUCUGAAGAGCUGAUCCUCCACUGAUCUCGAAAUCUCUUCUAGGACAGAGAUUCUGCACCUAAGGCAGUGAAACUGUCUUUGCCCUCUCAAACCUCACAUUCCCACUUCCUCCUUUGCACCACCUCUAUUGCUUGUACAGUUGGAGGAGAAAUCAAAUCAGCUUAAUGUGAAUAAGCUCAAAGAGAGAAAUCAGUCAGGUCUGCAAAUUUGAUCCAGUUUGCUACCUGGCUGUGCAGAUGACUUUGUUGAUGCAAGGGAGGCAGGGGGAGCACAUAGCUGGAGGUGAGGAGAGGCAAAGAAAAUCACCCCUUCAGACAGCAGCACUGGUUUAAACUGACCAUGAAGCCAGAUACCAAAGCAUGGAGGAGGCAGCUUCCAUACCUGCUUUAUUCCUCUGUUUCUCUAGUUUCUGACUGAUCCACUGAAGUCUGCUAUGAACAGUGUUAAAAUUUGUUUCCUAUUAUGAUGGCUACCAAAAGUCAUCAGAUGGUAACUGAAUAUGUCUUCAAGUAGGAUCAUGAAGUUAAGAGAUAAAAGGUUCCUAUCAUCAUCCUAUUGAAUCAAACUUUGACUUUAAAUUACAGCAAAUUCUUCGCAACUGUCUUUUUAAAGUUCCACCUGGAAACUCCAGGAUUUGAUUUGCAGCUGGCCUACAACAAUGAAUUUUAAACAGUAUAAUUCAGUUCUGUAGCUGCAUCCAUAUAGUGCUGAUUCUCCAAGACAGAAAUGCAGACUCUAUAUUUAAACUAACACUUUGCAAACAGCAGUAAAAGGUUUUUCAGUGUGUGUCAUCCAGGUGAUGAACAUCUAGUUAGCUUUCACUAGAAAAGUGUGCAAUUGGAGGAAGGACUGAGAAGAUAGAAAGGUAUUCGAAAAGCCAUACGUCACUUGCCAAUGUAUAUUUUAAGAGUCUUGUGUCUGCUACCAAAACGUUGCUGAUUUUGCAGAUAAAUUUAAGUAGUGUGCUUAAUGAUCAGAACAGGAGUGGCCCUUUUGCUUCAGUAGAGCUCCUUAUUCUCCAAAAGAUUAAAUAUACACCCAGCUGUUUGCAGAAUCAGAGCCUAAUAUUGCAAAGCCAGUUAUCCUUUGUUAAACAAUAUAUUAAGGCACUCUUUUACCAUGGCCAAAAAGUACGUAUGGAGUAUGCGUGUCUGAGCAACUGCCAGUGUUUUUUAAUCGAUGUUACAGUGACCCUUCAGUUAUCUAUGCAUUUUUUUUAUAAUAUGUAGUGAUUCUGUAGGCAGACAGCCAUCUUCACUAUGCCUUGUAUGUCUGAUGUCAUAUUUUAAAUUAACCUGUUAAAUACAGCUUAAAAUAUUUUUAUUUUAUUUAUUCUAUUUUUACUGAAAUAUCCUGCAUUAUUAUGUUGAUGUAUUUGUCUUUUCUGGACAUGAUCUUGCAACAGUCUCCACUCUGUAUACUAUAGGUUGCCUAAAAAAAAAAAAAAAGGUGGGCUUUGUAAUUAUUUGUAGUCACAUUUUUAUUGAAGUCUGUAGAAAAAUCAUGUAAAGCUAAUUUCUUAAUUUUUUCAAUGCAAGUAGUAAGUUAGAGAUAAGUAUCACAUGUCAGUCAUUUCAUUCAUAUACUCCCUUGCAGAAGCAAGGAGAUUUAUAGUCACAGUCAAUGACUAGAGAUAAAAGCCUUUCUUUUGAAAUCUGCAGUGCUGGCUGUAGGUUUUAUUUAAGCCACUUACUAUUUCAUUUAAAGGGGAGAAAGGGGGUGUAGGAAGCAUAAGCCUAUACAGGCCACCUACAGGUUGGUUAAAUAGGAAUAACAAGAAUUGCAUGAAAGGUCAUUGAUUCCACUUACAAUAAAAUGAAUUCUUAGUGAUAAACUUUGUGUGCAGAACUACCUGUACCUAUCCAAAUAGUAUGCCCUUUUGUGACACAGGAAGAAAAGCUGUGGAGUAACUAAUGGGUUAUGCCACUUCUGUGUCAUUUGCUAAGAGUUCUACAUCCCUUUUCUUUUAAUUUUAUCAAGCAUUUUUAGAUCCCUAAUUAAAUGAAUUGUUAGUAAAUCACAUGCAGAAAACAGAACUGUUCUUAUUUCCACAGCUAAUAGGGGCUCAGCCUUUACAGCAUUACCAUUAACACCAUUACUCCUUUCUUGGGCAGGUUAAUUGCAUAAUACAUUGCUAAAACUUAUGCUGUACAGUCAGCAAUAGUAGGUUUGAUUUAUUUUAACAAAAGUAAGAGAGAAGGAAAAACACCCAUUGUUUGUUUAUCAGCAGAGCUCAGUGUUACAUAAAGCAUCUGACUGACACUGAAAAGGACAAUUUUCCCUGCUGUUGACCACUUCAACACACUUAAAUGUAAUCUGUUCUGAGAAUAAAUUUAGCUGCAUAAAAUGAUUGUCUCAAUUGUUACUGGUCCGUGAAACUGGGAAAUUAUUUCUUUUGUCAUUUAAAAAUAUGCCUGAGGGGAGGGAAAAAUCAUACUGGUUGUUUAGAAGCAAUACCAGUAUAAUGGACACUUCCAUAUCUGGAAAGCUGAACUAACAGUUGUCAGUAAAAAAAUAAAAAUAAAAAAAUAAAAAAAUAAAAAAAAUAAAAAUACAUAACUGGAUUUACAGAAAA